CAAUGCACCAAAUAAAGAAUAAAGUCAUUUCAGUGUCAUCUCUAGAACGACUCUUCGGGAAGACUGGCAAGACUUAAAAUGACCAAAAAUACCAAUAUUCGAAUCAGUCUGCCAAUAGUCUGCUUUGUCUGGCAGAUUGCUAUGAUCAUCCUGUUUGGUGUGUUCAUCCGCUAUAACGAGGAGUCUGAUACCCAUUGGAUUGAACACAAAAGAAAGAACAACAUUUCCAGUAAUAUAGAGAAUGACUUUUACUAUAGAUAUGCAAGCUUUCAGGAUGUACAUGUGAUGAUCUUUGUGGGUUUUGGAUUUCUCAUGACCUUUCUGAAACGAUAUAGUUUCGGUGGAGUUGGCUUCAACUUCCUCAUCGCAGCCUUUGGGAUUCAGUGGGCUCUGUUGAUGCAAGGCUGGUUUCAUUAUCUUGACCAUGAAGACUGGAAGAUAAAAAUUGGGAUUGAGAACCUCAUCAAUGCUGACUUCUGUGUGGCCGGCUGUCUUAUUGCAUAUGGCGCUUGUCUGGGAAAGGUCAGUCCAGUGCAGCUAAUGGUUCUUACUCUGUUUGGUGUCACACUGUUUGCAGUUGAGGAGUAUAUCAUUCUUGAACUGCUUCAUGUGAAAGAUGCUGGUGGUUCAAUGGUCAUCCACACUUUUGGAGCAUAUUAUGGUUUGACUAUAUCUUGGAUCCUGUACCGACCACGUCUGUCUCAAUUCAAGAAUUUACAAGCAUCUGUAUACCACUCAGAUGUCUUUGCAAUGAUAGGCACUCUUUUCCUUUGGAUGUUCUGGCCCAGUUUCAAUUCUGCCAUCGCAGAUCAUGGAGACGGCCAGCAUAGAGCAGUUAUAAACACCUACCUUGCACUUGCCGCAUCAGUUCUCAGUACUUUUGCCAUCUCAAGUCUUUCAAAGAAAUAUGGAAAGCUUGAUAUGGUCCAUAUUCAGAAUGCUACCUUGGCUGGUGGUGUUGCAAUGGGAACAGCUGCAGAGUUUAUGAUUAUGCCAUAUGGCUCUCUGAUAGUAGGAUUCUGUACUGGCAUUAUUUCCACAUUUGGAUACAUUUUUCUGACUCCUUUCAUGGAAAGAACUUUGAAGAUACAGGACACUUGUGGAGUACAUAACCUGCAUGCAAUGCCUGGAGUUAUAGGAGGUGUUGUCGGAGCUAUUAGUGCAGCUGCAGCCAGUGAAACAGUUUAUGGAUCUGAGGGGUUGAUUAACACUUUCGACUUUAAGGAUGCCAACAGGACAGUCAACAAGCAGGGUGCUUACCAGGCAGCUGGUCUUUGUGUAGCAUUAGCAUUUGGCCUUGUAGGUGGAGCUUUAGUUGGGGGGAUUCUAAAGCUGCCAAUCUGGGGAGACCCGGCAGAUACCAACUGCUUUGAUGAUGAUGUUUACUGGGAGCUUCCUGAGGAUGAUGAUGAAAAUAUCCCUGUAUCUAUACACUCAAACACAAACCAUGUAAUAAACAUGCAGCCAGAAAUAUAUCGAAGCAAUCUAUAGAAAAGAGCUUUCCUGAAACACUCCAUGAAGAAGCUCAGCUCUGAAUGAUGACGUUAUGAAGGCUUUAUAGUUUGAUAAACUGCUCAGAGGAAUUUUUUGUCAUGUGCUGUGGGUUAUACAAUUUCAUAAUCAGGAAGCAUCUUUUCAAAACAGCUGACAAACCAGUGUUGCCAGUAUUGUUUCCACAAAGACAAAUCGAAACAAACCUUUUCAUAUUCUUUUUAAUUCUUUACAUUCCUACACAAGUUUUGAUAAGUCUAACUUAUCUGUGUUUGUCUGUGAAAUAUCUUUAUAAUAUUUAUAGUUAUGUAAUCUUUAUAUUCUUUAUAGUUAUCUGAUAACCAUAUGGUUUUUAAUUGCACUUUCUUUUCAUUGGUAGGAUUUAUAUAAAGAGGUUCCAUUAAAAUAAAAUAAAAUAAAUUAUCUGCCCUGAGUAGAAAGUGAGCAAGAUGUUGAUUUAAUGAAAAGUGAAAUACACAUUAUUUAACAGCAUGACAAAAAGCUCCCUAAUAAAG
This is a messenger RNA of Xyrauchen texanus (razorback sucker), 2006 nucleotides long. RefSeq names its product Rh family, C glycoprotein, like 1 (gene rhcgl1). The coding region runs from base 79 to 1491 and encodes 470 amino acids. Gene Ontology annotation, biological process: ammonium transmembrane transport; ammonium homeostasis. Lineage: Eukaryota; Metazoa; Chordata; Actinopteri; Cypriniformes; Catostomidae. Gene Ontology annotation, cellular component: plasma membrane. The record is from RefSeq and is a predicted model, not a curated record. Gene Ontology annotation, molecular function: ammonium channel activity. The transcript has 11 exons.